AUGUCCGCGACGGCGAUUUUCUCUCUAACGAAUCCCAAUGCCGUCGUCGCCGGAUUCGGUGGUAACCGGACAUUCAGUUCCCGGGGCUCCGUAGCUAAACCGAGCUCCAGAUUUUUACCUGCUUCUCUGAUGAAGACUUCGCCGAUUGCUUCUAGAUUCUCUCCGUUGCUUCUUCCAAUUAGGUCAUCGAAUUCUUCGGUCUUCAGGAGAUUCGACACUCUCAUGGAGUGGCAAGAGUGCAAAGUGAAGAAGAAGGUUGAAGUGCCUGCAUCAGUUGCUUAUGGACUCUACUCUGACCGAGAAUCGAUUCCUACGUGGAUGUCUUUCAUUUCAGCCGUAAAGGUACUGAAGGACAAACCUGAGUUAUCUCGAUGGACCUUGAAAUAUAAAGCAUUUGGUCAGAAUAUAGAGUACUCUUGGCUUGCUAAGAACUUGCAGCCUCUCCCGAACCAGAAAAUACACUGGAUUUCUCUUGAAGGCCUUCCUAACAAGGGCACUGUUCGGUUUUUCCCGCUAGGACCUUCUUCAUGUGAUGUAGAACUAACCUUUGCAUACGAAGUUCCUAUGCUACUUAUACCGUUUGCAGCAGCGCUUCAACCGCUAAUGCAAGGGAUGAUCAAGAAUAGUUUGGAUCAAUUUGCAGAGAUAGCAAAAAGCACAAAGACUACUUAG
Microthlaspi erraticum is the source of this 672-nucleotide messenger RNA. The record is from the annotation of a GenBank genome assembly. Lineage: Eukaryota; Viridiplantae; Streptophyta; Magnoliopsida; Brassicales; Brassicaceae.